Homalodisca vitripennis (glassy-winged sharpshooter) is the source of this 6098-nucleotide messenger RNA. RefSeq names its product cyclin-L2. Bases 3290 to 4147 code for a protein of 285 amino acids. Gene Ontology annotation, biological process: regulation of transcription by RNA polymerase II. The record is from RefSeq and is a predicted model, not a curated record. Lineage: Eukaryota; Metazoa; Arthropoda; Insecta; Hemiptera; Cicadellidae. The transcript is spliced from 7 exons. Gene Ontology annotation, cellular component: nucleus. Gene Ontology annotation, molecular function: cyclin-dependent protein serine/threonine kinase regulator activity.
ACCUAUCUUUGAUUUUAUUUUGAAUUAUUAAGUGAACUAUUAAGAAUUAUUGCAAUUAUUUUUAAUUUUUAAGAGAAAGUUGUGAUUAAAAUUAACACUCCUAGGUAAGGAUAAUUAUACUUUUUUGCAGAUUAAUAUAGACUGCUGGUGUUAAGUGUUAUAUAGCGAUAUGCAAAAAUCAGAAAUAUGUUAUUCUUUUUUUUCUGUUUUAGGUCAGUUUCCAUACUCUAAGCACUGUAUUCUAUUUUUGAUAUGUUGUUUACUUAGCAAGUCCCAUACUAUAUUCAGACACACCAAUAUAUUUGAUACUCAUAAAUAAAUUUGUUUCACAAUUACUAAGAAACUUAAAAUUGAAUAUGAAAAUUACGAAAUUCUGGCACCAGGCUAUAACAAGCUAUCACAAAGUUUGAAAUUUAUAAGUGGCUAGAAAUAUGUUUUAUUACUAUUUGGAUUAGGAUAAUUAUAACGCAUGAGCCAUUCGUGGCUUAUGCCGCACAUGACUUAUUUCCUUACGUAGUCAUUUUUUUGUGCGGCAUGUGAGUAGACAUAUACAGUUGUAUCCCAUAUUCACAUAGGUUUCAUCUGAUGUCAUUGUCUUCUAUAUCAGCCAUCGAAGGUACAGGGUAAUCUUUGUCAUGUUUUGGAGCUUUAGUCAAUUGCUCAGUGUUGGUCUAAUUGAAGAUUUUUUACUGGUUAAAUUUUUUGACCAUAGUGGAAAAUAAUAAAAAGUUUGGUAAGUAACAACUUUGGGCAAUUGAACCAUCUGAAAUAAACAAACUCACAACGAGUAUAUGACAGCUGGCUGGUCAUUGAUAGCACAUGACAAAUGUGAUCGUAAUUUUAAAGCUAAUUUAAUCUUUAAACUAAAUUCUGUUAUCUGUGAAACGGCAAGUUAACAAUGUCCUAAAUUUUCUAACUAAACUAAUAAUAAUAACAUUUUCUAAUAAAAUUGAUGUUUAAUAAGAAAAUGUGUAAUUAUUAUUAUUUGUAACAUUGAAUUUAAAAUUAAUCCAAGAAUCUUCUACUAAUAUCUAGUUUCUUUGUGACCAAUCUGAUUUAAACCAGAACCUAGAAUAUGUGUUUGAGGUUUACUUCCUGUAAUCAAACAUUGGCAUUUUUCAGUGUCCAGUCAAACAGAACAUUGGCACUGAAAGGCAUAAGUAAACAUAGUUAAAAGCAAUUGAUGUUCUUUAAUCUAAUAACUGAUUAUCAUAAUAAAAUCUAUUUACAGUGCUACCAUAAGUAAUGGCAAAUGAAUUGUUUAUUAUGAAUUUUUGACCGCAAUAUGAAAAUAAAUUAUGCUGUGGAGGAACAAAAUAUUGUAGUUGAAAUUGCAGCAAUAUUUUACUAUAACAGAGCCUUACAGUGUAUUCGUGGUUAAAACGAAAGAUGAGAUAGACUCGUCUUUCACCACGUAGUCCUGAUAUAGCAGGAAAAGCUCAACUUGACAAUCCUCAAGGAAGUAAGGGUUUACUUAAUGUGAUAAAGAUGCAAUGACAACAAAUCAAUCCCUGAAUUUUAUUCUCCUGUCCUAUCCGGCAGACCUGUUUCAAACUGCCUUGUUUUUUUAUAUUGUGAUUUAAGAGGUUUUUACAAGUACAGUUAAAAUAGUUCUGUAUUUGUUUCAUACAAUUAAUCGUUUAAUUUAGUUUUAAAUCUGACAAUGGAAUAUUAAUGGUAUAAAAAUAAAUGGUGAAAAAGUGUGAAAUAAAUGUUUGUAUUUCGGUAAGUUAACACAUUUCACAAGUGUUGUAAUAGUAUUAGUUAUGAUAAUUUUAAUAAGCUUCUCGUUUGAAGAACGUAAGCCCAAAUGUUUACUGGUAUAUUUAAAAUUAAACUAUUUAAAUUUUAAAAUGAUUUUGUUUACGUCGAAGAUAAUAUUAUCUAAAGAUGAAUAAUAUUUUGUGUCAUUGGAUAUUAAGUGUUGAUUCCAAAAACCUGUUUGAUUUACUUAUGUUAUUCAUGUUCAUAUAAUUAUGCUUAUAGUCAUUUUUAAAUGUGUUUAAAAUUAUUGUAUAUUAAGAAUGUUAAGAUGUAGCACCAAAAACUCUCUAGACAUUUUAUAGUGGUAUUUUAAAUGUUUUAUCUGUUUUAAAUGUGUAUUUAUAGUUUUUAGUAAUAAUUUGUAAUGUUUGCUGUUCAUGACGCAUUUAAAACUGAUGGCUACAUAUUAAUAUUGAAUACAGCAGUGCUAUUUUUAUAUGGUAAAGAUCAAGAACCGUUCAAUUAGAGAUUGACUAAUUAUUGUUAGUAAGUAAAUAUCUAUCUAGAGAGUAAUUUUCUUAAAAUAUUAAGAAUUUAAAAGAAAUUUGAUGCUGGAAAACAUUUUUAAAACGUUAUUUAUCGCUUAAGUUUGGAAAAUACUCUACAUUACAUACUCUGCCAUUUAUUAAAUUCAACAUUUAUACGUCAAUAGUAUAACAAUGAAUAAAUGUGCAUAAUUAACAUUGUUUAAUAUAAUCAUUACAGUCAUUAUAUAACUUUCAAUACCAGAUAAUUCCAGAUUUCAAUAACAUCUCAAACUUAUCUUCUAAAUAAAUGAUUACAGCUUUUGUCUGUUUUCUAUUUCUUUGUAAUUUGAUGUGUAAUUAACUCGUAAUAGAUUAUUGUAAUAUAUUUCCCUUUUUUUAUUUAAAUGAUCUAAAUAAAUCCAACAAUUCCUUUGGUCUCUCAUCUAGCUAAAAAAUUUAGUAUGCAUUUUUGUACAUAUAAAAGUUUGUUAUGGACCAAGGGAAAACAGGAAAGGGUAAUUUUGGAGAUAAGUAACAUAAGUAUAUUAGUUUCUUACCAGAGCAAUAUUGUUUAAAUAAGGAGUAUAAAUGAACCUAUAUACAUCCUUAAUAUUGUAAUAAUCAAAGUCUUAUAUUACCUCAGUUUCUUUUAAUUAUUUAUAAAGAAAUGUUCCAAAAUGAGUGUUAACAUUUUGAGACAAACGCCAAGUACAAAGGUAAAAUUAAAAGCUUUUUACAUUUUUUAUCUUGUCAAAAUAAUUUCAGUAAGCUUUAGUUAUAUAAUUUUUAAAGUUCUUGACUGCUUGUAUACAAUAAUACAAAUACUGUAAACUGUGCCAUUUAAAUGAUUUCAAAGUAAGCUGGAUGUGUUCUUCUUUUCUUAUAGAAAGGGCUACUCAAAAUUUUCUUGGUGAUCUGAGAAUUUCAUAUCAUGAGUAAUAGAAUUAUGAAUUAUCACCAAGAAGACAUUAAUCUCACUUUUCCCUGAGCUUUUUAUUAAGCUGUGUAACUUUUACAGAUAAUACAAUGAUAAAUUUGGUUUCAGAACAAUACAGCCGAUGAUACUUGAUCAGCACUACAUUGCUCUCAAGACACAAGUGAUCAAAGCUGAGCGAAGAGUUCUAAAAGAACUUGGUUUCUGUGUACAUGUGAAACACCCUCAUAAGAUCAUUGUGAUGUAUCUGCAAGUGCUUGGAUAUGAGAAGAAUCAAUCAAUUAUGCAGCUGUCUUGGAAUUACAUGAAUGACGCUCUUAGAAGUGACGUUUUUGUGCGAUAUGACCCAGAAACUGUGGCUUGUGCUUGCAUCUACCUCUCUGCCAGGCGUCUGCGAAUAACACUGCCCAAGGUGCCGUCUUGGUACUCACUGUUCCAUGUGUCACAGACUCACAUUGAGGAUGUCUGCAAGCGAAUUCUCAGGCUCUAUGCUAGGUCAAAGCCAAACUCAGAGGAGCUGGAAAAGAAGGUGGAAGAGCUGCGGAAGGAGUAUCAAGAUGCUCGUCAGCGUGCCAGAGGAGUGGUGUCUGGCAACAACACGCCCAAUAGUGGGGCGUCACCAGUCAACAAUGUGUCACCCAAGAACAACCAUUCAGACAAACAUAGAAGUAACAGCAGGAGCCAUUCAAGGUCUCGGAGCAGAAGUAGGAGUCCUUCAAAGCACAAGCGUUCAAAAAAACACAGUCGAGGCAGAUCAAGGUCUUUGGAUCGCAGGAGCAAGAAGUCACACAAAACUCGCCGUAGCAGUUACACUCCGUCCCCUUCCCCGCCCAAGCGCUCACGUGACAAGUCCCGCUACAGGUCACGAUCUCGCACCCCCGUCCGGUCUGGGAGCUACGACAAGUACUACUCAGGAAGUGAUAGCAAGAAGUCCCGAGUGAAGCACCGAGAAUCCCCAACCAGAAUUCGCAGCCGCCACUGACAGUUUCCCCCAUCCUAGAUCUCUAUUUGUACAUUUUCUGAUGAUGCAACUUUUAUAUAUUUUGUAUUUUUCCUUAUUAUUGGUAGUUUGUAUUAUUUACAGACCAUUACUGAUUUUAGGAUGGCUAUAUUACCCUUUUAGGAGUUACGUGUCUCUUAUAGAAACACAAUAUUACAAAACUAAUUGUUAAGAAAUGUUAGUACAAUGAUAACUUGUAAUAAAUGUUUUAUUUCAUUAUUUGUAUCAAAUAAUGUAAAAGAAAACAAAUCAACAUGAAGAUAUUUUUAUCACUUUACAAGCGUUAUUAUCUUUAUAAAAGUGUAGAUCUCUAAAAUGCCAUUGUUUUUUAUUUAUUUGCCUGGAAAAGAAGCUUAAUAUGGGUAACUAAUAUUGGGACCUUAAGUUCUAUUUUUAUGUUUUAUAACUUCAAGAAUUGAUAAUGAUUUAUAAUAAUAGGAUGUUUAUACAUAACAAUUUUAUUUUAAAAUUUAAAUUAGUACAAUAAAAUAUUAAUUUAUAUGGUUUAAUCACUUCAUAAUAGUCAAAUCAUUAAGAAUCAAUCCAUAAAGUACAUUUGAAGGUAUUAUAAGGGCGAAAGUUGCAGUCAGGCAACAUUAGAAAGUUUAGGUUUACUGUCCUUUUUAGUGCUAUUAGAAGAUAGAUAAUAACGUCUGUUAAAAAGAUUAUUCUAUAUUUUUAUAGAAUAAUCUACUGCCAUAUAUUUGCCACUUCUGUACUCAAUGGUGAUAUAUCAACAGAGAAAUAAAGCUGUAAAUAACAAUGUGUCUUGAAACACAAUAAGACUCAAAAAUAUGGCAUUGAACUGUCGUGUAUGAAAUGACAGCAGAAUAUCUAGUUUUGCCAGAUGGUCAAUCUUGAAUACUUUAAAGGAAAUGCUUUUUAACAAUUCAACAAUAAAACAACAUAGUCUGAAGCCACAGUGAGUUUAAUGGUGAAUGUAAGUGGUGCUUUGCAAAGUAGAUCUUUGCCUCUCCUGUAAAUUUACAGAAUCUUACAGUGGUGGUAUUUUUGUUAAGUUGACAUUGGGGAAAAAUAAAAUUGCAAAAUUAUGAUCAAUUAUAAUUGUGAAUUGUAAAUGUGAAACUAGAGGUUUUGCUGUGUGGGUAAAUUUGUUAUGGUCUCUUAAUAACCUAAGUUGUACAUGUUUGAAAUGAGAAAUACAUGAAGAAUAUUUUAUUAUAACCAAAUUUUACAAAGCAUCAAUGACAACUUAUUUUUGUUUGCUCACCUUUUCUAGUACAUUUUUUCCUAUAACAAAUGGUUUCUAUUUUCUUUUUAUAUGAUAACAUACUUUUAAAAAUCUUUAAAUAAAAUCAAAGUAGCGUAUCCUGAAUGUUUAUCUGAAAUUGUUUAGCAAGAGACAUGAAUAAAACUGCAAAUCAUUAAUGAGAAGAAAUCAUAGUACUUAAUUAGAUAAUAUUCAGUAUUUGGUUUGAUUUCUUCAGUGCCUACUGGUGUUAUUUUCUACAUUAAACUGAAAAAUUUUUUAAGUUUGAAGAAGUUUUUAGGAGUUUAAAUUCGUUGAGAUAUUGUUUUUAAUAUUGAUUAAUUUUCAUGCCAACAAAGAUUGAAACUGUAAAUUGUAAAUUCUACAUUAACCGAAAAGUCAGGUCAUUGUAGUGUCACUGCUUUGUGGGUUACAUGACCUAUUCAGCUUAACUAGUCAUAUAUGGUAUCAUUACAACCAAAAAUAGUUGCACUUGUUUGUGUGUUUGCAUGCCUAGGUAAGUGUAAAGUGUAAAAUAGUACAGAUUAUCACAAACUGUUCAAACAAAUGUUAUUUUCAGACUCAUCUCUUCACUGGGCAAAAUAUCAUGUUGCUUUGUAAAAAUUUUAAGCAUUAAGUAAUUGUAAAUGUGUAAAUAUAUUUGAUACCUAAACUGUACCAAAAGAUAGGAAAAUCAAUAAAGAAAAUUAUAAUUUUUUUAAA